This is a messenger RNA of Chenopodium quinoa (quinoa), 2778 nucleotides long. RefSeq lists its product as uncharacterized. Gene Ontology annotation, molecular function: nucleic acid binding. Gene Ontology annotation, biological process: DNA integration. The coding region runs from base 1 to 2778 and encodes 925 amino acids. The record is from RefSeq and is a predicted model, not a curated record. Lineage: Eukaryota; Viridiplantae; Streptophyta; Magnoliopsida; Caryophyllales; Amaranthaceae. The transcript has 8 exons.
AUGGAAGCACAAAGUGUUAAUCCAACACAAGAUCUUGGAUCAGUUUAUUACAUUCAUCCAAGUGAAAAUCCAGCAAUUUCACUUGUUUCUGAGAAAUUUAAUGGUGAGAAUUAUCAAGAUUGGAAGAGAGGUAUGAUUUUGGCACUGUUAAUGAAGAAUAAGAUGUCCUUCAUAGAUGGAAGCUUGCAGAAUCCAGGAGAAGCAUAUCCAAUGUAUAAUGCUUGGAGCAGGUGCAAUAAUAUGAUAAUAUCAUACAUACUGAGAUCUUUGGAUAAUACUCUUGCUAAGAGUGUUAUUUUCUUCUCAACUACAUAUGAGAUCUGGAAGGAUCUUGAAGACAAGUAUUCUGUAAUUUCUGGACCUAAGAUUUAUUCAUUGCAACAAACUUUGAAUCAGUUAGAACAAGGUUCUUUCUCAAUAGCUGAGUUUUUUACAAAGAUCAAAGGAAUUUGGGAUCAGAUUAGUGUUGCAAAUCCGAUUCCUCAAGAUGAAAGACUGAUUCAGUUUCUCAUGAAGCUUGAUCCUAAACAUGCUGGAGUUAGGACAAAUAUUUUGAUGAUGAAUCCUUUGCCUUCUAUGUCUGUUGCAUAUAAUCUGCUUAUUCAAGAUGAAAGGCAGAUGCAGAUUACUGAUGCAGUUACCAGGCAGCCUAGUAGCAUGGCAUUUGCAGCUGCAGAGGAGAGGAGAAUUUAUAGUAAGCAUUAUCCCACAGCUGCUCGAGCACCUCUAUUUUUUGAUCAUUGCAAGUUGAACAAUCACACCAUAGACAAGUGCUGGAAAUUACAUGGCUAUCCUGCAAAGGGAGGUUUCACCAAGAACAAAGGGAAGAGAGUUGCAGUUGUAUCCUGUGGAGAAGGUCAGAGUGAAGAAGAAUGCACCAAUUACCAAAGAACAUGGAUAAUAGACAGUGGAGCAACUGAUCAUAUAUGCUCAAAUUCGAGUUUAUUUGAUUCAUAUGAUUUGUUUGAUAAAUUUCCAAGUACAAUUACUGUGGCAAAUGGAAAGUUAGUAGAAGUUAAGCAUAUAGGUACUGUGAAGUUUGAUAAUGGUAUAGUGCUUAACAAUGUGAUGCAUGUUCCUGAUCUGCAUUUCAAUUUGAUAUCCACACAUAGGAUCUGUAGAGAUAUGUGCUGUGAUAUUGUCUUUACACAUGAUAAGUGUUUGAUUCAAGAUCAUUCCCAUAACACUUCUCUGGUUCUUGGUAAUUUGGACUCAGGUUUGUAUUCUGUAUCAGAUGAUGAUUUGAAGAAGACAGUGAUUAAACCCUCAAUAAAUUUGGCUGUAGGAGAUGAAGCUAAGCUACUGCAUUUGAGAUUAGAUGAUAUGUCAAGACAUACUUGGACAUUUUUAAUGAAACAAAAGUCUGAUUGUGUUGAUAUUUUAGAGUUCUUGAUUACUUUUAUUCUCACUCAAUUUGGUAUAUAUGUCAAGAGUUUGAGGACUGAUCAUGUAAAGGACUUGUGUGAGGGUAGAAUACUCACAGUAUAUGAGAAGUUUAGGGUUUUUCAUCAGAGGAGUUGUGUAGAUACUCCACAGCAAAAUGGAGUUGUGGAGAGAAAACAUAGGCAUCUUUUGGAGACAGCAAGGGCUUUGUUUUUUCAGUCUAAGGAUGACAUUGUCCUGUUUGGCUAUGUUACACCAUAUGAGAAAGUUUAUGAGGUUGCAGCUAGCAUUGAGCAUCUUAAAUGUAAUCUUGUUUCUUAUGAUGAGUUUCCUGUUCCAUUAAAGGCUUUCAUUACUCAGAUCUCAAGUGUAACAGAACCAGCUACUUACUUUGAAGCAGCACAACACCUAGAAUGGAUAGAUGCUAUGAAUAAAGAACUUAAAGCUUUGGCAGCCAAAAACACCUGGGUUGUUACAGAUUUGCCUAAGGGUAAGAAAGCUAUAGGGUGUAAAUGGGUGUACAAGGUGAAACUAAAGAAAGAUGGAACACUUGAAAGGUAUAAAGCAAGACUUGUUGUUAAAGGAUUUACACAUAAAUAUCGAAUAUAUUAUGAUGAAACCUUCUCUCCUGUUGUUAACAUGGCAACAAUAAGGUGUUUGCUGGCCAUUGCAGCUGGUUAUAAUUGGCCUUUGUUCCAGAUAGACAUUAACAAUGCUUUUUUGCAUGGCACACUUGAUGAAGAAGUUUACAUGAAGAUGCCUCAGGGUAUACCCAAUCCAGAGAAUAAGGUGUGCAAGCUUGUUAAAUCUUUAUAUGGGUUGAAACAAGCAAGCAGACGGUGGUUUGCUAGGUUGACCUCAGAAUUAAAGAAGAAAGUAGUAUAUGUUGAUGAUAUUAUUCUCACUGGUUCAAAUUCUGAGAUUUUGGUAGACUUAAAGGUUCAUCUGCAUCAAGUGUUCAGCAUCAAAGACUUAGGGGAGCUGAGCUAUUUUCUUGGAAUUGAGGUUUCAAGACUGCCUAGAGGAGAACUUUAUAGUGAUCCAGAACUCUACAGAUGCCUGGUAGGAAAGUUGAUUUUUCUUACUCAUACAAGGCCUGAUAUCUCUUUUGCAGUACAAACUCUAAAUCAGUUUAUGCAUAGUCCCAGAGUACAGCAUGUAAAAGCUCUACAACACCUUUUAAGGUACAUAGCUGGUACUAUAGGACAAGGUUUAUUCUUGGAAGCCUCUACACAGUUAACUUUACAUGCCUACUCAUAUUCAGACUGGGCAACCUGCAUUGAUAGUAGAAGGUUUGUGACUGGUUACUUAAUGAUGCUUGGCAAGAGUUUGGUCUCUUGGAAAUCUAAAAAGCAAUCUACUGUAUCAAAGUCAUCAACUGAGGCAGAAUAUUGA